Messenger RNA from Enterobius vermicularis (human pinworm), 1551 nucleotides. NCBI's taxonomy places the organism in Eukaryota, Metazoa, Nematoda, Chromadorea, Rhabditida, Oxyuridae. The record is from the annotation of a GenBank genome assembly.
AUGUUCGCAUUGUUAUUAUGCCGCUGGUUCUGGAGGGCUUUCCCAGAAUUAAGUGGGGACGAAGAAAAGAAUGAUGAUGAGUUGAAGUUGAAACACAGUAUAACUGGCUCAGCAUCGAGACAAGACGACGAUGCAGCGACUACUAACAGUGAACAAAAAGCAUUAAUUGAAACAAGUAAGAACGAAAGUUUUACCGAUCAAAAAAUUUUGUCGAAGGAUGCAGCGGAUGAUGUUAUAAUUACUGGAACUGAUUUAGCAGAAAUCUCGGCGUCUGUCCAUCCAAGACCGGCUUUAUUGCAAAACUGUGAAUGUGCAUUGUCCGUGGAAGAUUCCCAAAGUAAUGGGAGUUUCAAAGAAUUUUUGGACAACAGUGAUGUAAUUGAAGAAGCAGAUGGCGAUGAGGCGGAAACAUCAUUUCACGAGAAUUCACCGUGCGUUAGUGUUUCGUCGGCCUAUAGCUCAGAUAGCAUAUUCAGGGAUGCAUACGAUGAAAAAGAGCUGCUAAAUAAGCAAAAGGAGUUGGUUAGCUGCCCAGUGUCGUCUAGUUUUUUAACUGGUAACUCGAGUCGGUCUGAAAUGAUCAUGCAGCCAUUGGCUUGCAAAUUAAUGUUGCUUACGGAAGUUGAAGAUGGCUUACCUAGCGGCAAUAAAGCAGCAAAAGCGCAGAAGCCGAUUGUUCCGGAAGGCGAAAUGGCAAAAGCGAAACCUACUUCUUUAAGUCUUCCGAAGAAACUAAACGGCAACAUUCCGAGAGAACAGCCCUUUUUGCCCGAUCCUUGUCAAUUAUAUCAGCCGAUCGAUCCACAGUUGCUUCCGAGCCCGAAAUUUGUUGUUGAUGAAGAGAUAGCAGCAGGCGCUGCUGCUGGAUCAUUUAGUGCAGGUAGUGAGAGUGCCGGCGAGGACAGUGAUAUUGAUAGAGAGCAGGAAGAAAUGCUUGGAAGUGAUGACGAGGAACAGGAAGAUCCAAGAGAUUAUCGAAAAGGUGGCUAUCAUCCCGUUUCUAUAGGAGAUGUUUUCAAUGGGAGGUAUCAUGUCAUUAGGAAAAUGGGUUGGGGUCACUUUUCCACUGUUUGGUUAUGCUGGGACACAACCGAGAGACGAUUUGUGGCUUUGAAAAUUGUGAAGUCGGCUGAGCAUUAUACGGAAGCUGCUAUAGAUGAGAUCAAGCUACUUAUGGCAGUUCGUACUGCCGACGAAAAGCAUCCUUUUCGUGACCGAGUUGUACAACUGUUGGAUAAUUUCACUAUUAAAGGUGUAAAUGGUCUGCACGUUUGUAUGGUUUUUGAGGUUAGCAUUUGUCUUCCACUCGAACAUGUCCGCACAAUAACCAGGCAUGUUCUUGAGGGUUUGCAAUAUUUGCAUGAAAAUUGCCGUAUUAUUCAUACUGAUAUGAAACCAGAAAACGUUUUAGUGACCUUGUCACGGGAUCAAAUUAGACAGAACUUACAGAUCGCAUCUGAAGCAAUGUUAGCCGAAAAAAUGGGGUUGAAAAUGUCUGGCAGUGCUGUUAGUACGGCGCCGUCUCAUUUUACUAAAAAAGUGAGUGGUUAA